CUUAUAUAAAAACCUUAAAUAAAAAGCACCUGCCUAUUAGGUGUCUUACUAAAAGAUGAAUAUCAGUCUAUAAGCUUGCCAUCUUUAGUUGGAUUUGUAAUCAUACAGUACUGUUGGUGUUGCUCUUGUUAUGUCAUUUCAGAUGAGUGUGGAAGUGGAAAGAAAAUUUGUGUGCAAUGCCGACACUCUGAAAACACUGGAGAAGAUCGGGGUGUGUCUUGGUCAGCGUCAGUUUUGUGACCAGUACUUUGACACGCCCACGUUCAAGCUGACUUUGAGAGACAUGUGGCUGCGUAAACGUAAAGAAUGCUGGGAGCUUAAGUGCCCAACCGCAUUCAACGAGGCAAAAGAGACGUCUGAAGAACAAUCUAAAGCGGCAGCAUUGUGCUCCCGCUACAAGGAGAUAACCAAUCUACCUGAAAUUCAAAUAAGAGUGAAAGAGGUUCUAAAAGAUGUUCGUGAGGACCGAGAGACAGAGACGAGCCGCUCGCAGGAGGAUGAGGCCUGGCUGAGCACAAUGAAUCUGGUGUGCUUUGCGGAGUUUACAACAAUGCGGAGGUCAUUCACUUUAGAGGAGGAGGGGGUGCAGAUAGAUCUUGACCAAGCUGACUUUGGAUUCAGUGUGGGAGAGAUAGAGGUCCUACUUCCAGAGGGAGGAGAUGUGCAGUCUGCCUUAGAGAAGAUCAAAAGAACGGCUGAAAUGCUGGGUCUAACUGGAGAUCAGCGAGUUGAAGGGAAAAUGAGUGUUUACCUUAAAAGAAAUUACCCAGAGCACUAUGCAAAGCUACUGAGCAAACAUGUUCUGUAGGACAUAUCAUGCACGGUUGGAAACACUUAUAGAUUUUAAGAUACAUAGUCAUAUCUGUAAGAUAAGGUAUUGUUUAUCAGAAAGCCUAAUUUUGAUUAAAAUGUUUUUUUCAACUUAACGACUCACUGUAUCGGCACUGUAGAGACCCUAAUAUCUCAUAUUUCCAGAAUUAGAAACUUUAGAAAACAGCAAUAGGCCUUUGAAAUUAACAUUUGCUGUGUGAUUAUUGGCGAGGUCCUAAUACACCCCAUGCAACAGUUAUGUGUGUAUCUGGCGUGUGUGAGAGGAGGUGUGAAUACUGGAAAUAAACGGUGUGCCAUACUGUCGAUUUACCAUUACUGAUGA
Molecule: messenger RNA, 1153 nt
Organism: Etheostoma spectabile (orangethroat darter)
Lineage: Eukaryota; Metazoa; Chordata; Actinopteri; Perciformes; Percidae
Gene: thtpa
Product: thiamine triphosphatase
Exons: 4
Coding region: 131-808 (225 amino acids)
Biological process (GO): thiamine diphosphate metabolic process; dephosphorylation
Molecular function (GO): thiamine triphosphate phosphatase activity; magnesium ion binding
Source: RefSeq, a predicted model, not a curated record